AAAUUUAGCUUGAGUGUUAUUUGCACUUAUAAGGUGAGCACGCGGGUCACUGGAAUAAACACAAUGUCGAGGUGGUGGUGGAGGCACAACUACACUAGGGGUGGGUGGUGCAGUAUGCACUGGCGCGGAAAGAUUUGGAGGAAAUAUAAAAGGUGGUGUGGUCAUUUUCAAAAUGUGCAGAUAAAAAAAAAAAUUUUUAUUUUGCCAGAAAUUUUAAAUAUAAUGUUCAAUUAAUUUUUUAUUUUUUUUCUUUUUUUUAAUAAUAUUUAUAGUUAUUAUAGUUAUUUAUAUACACUCUCCCUUUAUAAAUCUAUAAGGCGGGAAAUUUUUGAUAAAGUGUUCUUUAAUAAUUAUGAACGCUUUAAC
Messenger RNA from Rhizophagus irregularis DAOM 181602=DAOM 197198, 366 nucleotides. The record is from RefSeq and is a predicted model, not a curated record. Lineage: Eukaryota; Fungi; Glomeromycota; Glomeromycetes; Glomerales; Glomeraceae.